This is a messenger RNA of Cuscuta europaea, 972 nucleotides long. Lineage: Eukaryota; Viridiplantae; Streptophyta; Magnoliopsida; Solanales; Convolvulaceae. The record is from the annotation of a GenBank genome assembly.
AAUAAACAAGGACAAAUUUGUUGAUGAAAGUCAUAGCAAAGUGGGAAACAUAGGGAAAGAUAAGGGAGCUGCAGACUGUGAUUUUCGGAGGGCUGUCUCACCAGAUAUGACUGUCCAGGGGGGUAACCCGACCGGGCUUACCCCAAACCCGACCGGGUCUCGCAAACAAACUGCCCAGGGGGCUGGAAAGGCUGCGGAAGCUGCUGCCGCUGAUAUUCUACCUGCCCAGGAGACUGCCGAUGAUGUGCAAACUGUAAAGAAGGGUUCCAAGCUGUCCAAGAAACCUGCCCAGGGGGCUGGAAGCGCUGCGGAACCUGCUGCCACGGAUAUACAAUCUGCCCAGGGGGCUGGAAGCGCUGCGGAACCUGCUGCCACGGAACAAUCUGCCCAGGGGCAUGCAAAUGGCGUGCAAACUGUCAAGGAUUCCAAAUGUGAGAACAAGUGCUCGGAUGUAGGUUCUGAAGUCAUCGUGGAGGAUAUUGAGAGGGUAGUGACGGAUGAAAAUGACUUGCAUCAACAUGAUGUUGUCAUCAAAUGUGAGGUAAUAAACGGUAAGACGCUCAGCUUGGUAGUCAAACCGUUUAGAUUUGUGCAAGCAAGUGUGAUUAGAGUGGAUACCUCUCUUCGACUUACGGAUGAUUUGGAUAACAAGGGCCUAACAUUUACUACUAAAUGUUUUGAGGGCUUACCGGGGUAUCUUAAAAAGAAAGGGGAGGUGUGCUUUGGCUCAAAGUUCACUACUAUUUUCCGUGAGUUCUUUGGAUGUUAGAUUAGGGUCACCUAAUAUUUUGUUGAGGUUUUCGUGAACUCUUGUUCCCUAGGUGUUUGGGUUCAAAUUGUUGACUUUUGAGAUUGUGGUGUUUUGAUUAUGUGGUAUCCCAUUCAUCGGGGUAUGCACUUUGCUUGUACACAUUGACUUGUUAUUUUCUUUGGGUGUUAAUAUAUAUUUUUACAUUUCAUCCAAAAAAAAAA